CUACUAAUAGUUGGAUAAAUAAGUUUUAAAUGUCCUACCAUAGCAUGUCAGACCAUAAGAAAGCACGAUGGAGUUGAUCUAAUGGGUACAGGAGGCGACCAUGGAAGCUUUGUGAUAAAACAACGCAACCUAAUUGUGUUUGGGGUUUUUAGAAUUGUCUCGAUGAGUAUAAGAAACCUGUGGGAAAAUACAGUCAGAGAUAAAAGCUUGUACCAAUUUUUUUUUUGCCAAAAACGUGUUUAUGUUUUUAAUUAUUUUGUGGAUGUCCUUACAGCAAGUUUUUGGCCCAAGUCCGGGGCUGGCAAGUUAUUGGGCAAAUAGCCAUGAGGCGGCUGAUGAAAUUCCGCCAACUCCAGAAGAGCUUGAAAACGGAGUAUUUGGACCAUCGUCACCCUCCCCAGAAAACUCAGAAGUCGGCGAACCACCGAGACAGCCAUGGUCACCACCAGCAGCAGAUGUCAGGCCACCCUGGGCACCUUCAUCACAUGAGAUUCCUAAUGGACCACCUGGACCACUAAGAUCUGGACUUUAUGGACCUCCCGGACCACCUGGACCCCCUGGUCCACAAGGAGCACCCGAAGAGUCACCAUAUGGACCACCUGGGCCACAGGAACCUGGGCCUUAUGGACCUCCCGGACCUCCUGGUCCACAAAGAGCACACGCAGAGUCACCAUAUGGACCACCUGGGCCACAUGGACCGCCUGAAUCUUAUGGACCAGGGCUCUAUGGACCUCCUGGACCUCCAAUGCCUAGUGAACAAGGACCACCCGCGGAACCGCCAUAUGGACCACCUGGACCUUAUGGAUCAUUUGGACCACCCGAUGGACCACAACGUGGACCACCCGGACGGGCUGUCCCCCCAGGCCAACAAGGACCAUAUGGUCCUUAUGGACCAUUUGGUCCACCUGGUCAAGGACCACCUGAUGAACCACCACGUGGAUCCGGAUCAGCUUUUCCACCAGGGGAACAAGGAUCAUCUGGACUCUAUGGACCUUUUGGGCCACCUAGUGGGCAAUCACCUGAGGACAUGUAUGGAGGUGCUAUGCCGCCUGGGCAACAGGGACCUUAUGGACCACCUGGUGCACAAAAUGGACCACCAAGGCAAUAUAAUUUUGGUGGACCGCUUGAUUCAUCUGGACAAUAUGGACCACUUCUCAGACCAAAUGGCCCGCCUGAGCAAUUCGGGUCUCCAAAUGAUGGACCGCCGCUUGGAAAAUACGGUUCAAGAUUUGGACGACCUGGACCACAAUAUGGACCUUCCGGACUUGGAAGUGGAGCGCAUUUUGGACUUAAAGGAUCACAAGGCUCUAGAGGAGGCCAGAAUGGACCGCCACGUCAUUCACAACAUCAACCACCUUCGAAACUACGAUACAUAGGAUCGGCAGGUCCACCUCCAGAUACAUGGAAUUGGGACGUUUCACGACAACAGCCAAAUGACGGGAACCCAGAGUCUGCGAGGCAACUAUUAAGAGAACUAAAGCCCCCUGAUCCAUUUCGUGAUUUGCCUAAAGCGGAUGACUUUGGUGUGCCAAUUGAGUGGGUGGCUUUGACUUCGGCUAACACAGAGGACGGUCUUGCCAGAGUCACGGACAGGAAAACUGGAAGAAACAUGCAGACUAAAAUAAACACCGAAGCCACAACUACCACUACCCAGUUCACCACAACCCCGGACCCGGUCAUGGAAUCAUUGCUCCAGUUCGUGACUCCUCGGAACUUGAAGCCGGAAGACUGGCUGGCUUUUGACGUGACCUUGAAUAAGAAAAGAGCGCCUGAGACAUGUGACGCAGACGCAUGUCAAGCAAGGUGCCACAAAGAUCAGUGUCAAACAGCGUGCCGGGGCGACACUUGCGCGAGCGGGUGUAUAGGAUCAUCUUGCACAGCAAUGUGUGAAGGCCCGGGGUGUUUAACUAUGUGCAUCGGUGACAACUGUAGGACACAGUGUAAAGGUCAUUCAUGUGAUGCGCGGUGCAUCGGCAAAGGGUGUGAAGCAUAUUGUGACAGCGUGUCAUGUCGUUACACCAAAAAUGGAGAAGAGAAACGUGGCAUGACCUUGAACCCGCAGCAUCAGCGGAGACCUAUCGCCAGGACUCUUGUGGAAGAUGAUGAGCUUGGCCUAGAAUCUAGUGAACGCCUAGACCAAGGACUAGAAUAGGGUAAAUUCUAUCUUUAAUAAAAACCUUCACAAAAUAGACAAAAAAA
Messenger RNA from Cydia pomonella (codling moth), 2199 nucleotides. Its product is annotated as collagen alpha-1(I) chain-like. Lineage: Eukaryota; Metazoa; Arthropoda; Insecta; Lepidoptera; Tortricidae. The coding region runs from base 242 to 2152 and encodes 636 amino acids. The record is from RefSeq and is a predicted model, not a curated record. The transcript is spliced from 21 exons.